UACGGUGGGAAUUAUGUAGCGUUUGUGCUUUAACAACGUUUCGCUUAAGACUUAUUGAUCCGGGAAGUCCGAAUCUGUGAAUGUCUUGCCAACUUUACUGAACUACCAGGUGGCGGUGGUGCACCAAAUCGUUGUUUUCCCCCGCGCACAUAACACGAGAAGAAGCAGUAAACGGACGAAGAAGAAGAAGAAAAAGACUCUGCAGAAGAAGAAACCCACAGCCUGAGCGGAGUCUCCCCGCUCGCUGCUCGAUGUGACUCCCCGGUCCCUCCUCUCUCCCGCUGCGGCUCAGUCGAAGACUUCAUGACGGUUUCGGACAGCGACUCUCUUGCGCUCAUCAUGCCUGUCCCCUUGGAGAGCCGCAGCUCCAGCGAGCCGGCCCGCGAAGCCUCGGCCUCGCUUGUCCCCGCCGCCCCGAUCAACACCCGCCAGCCGGGGGUGGCCACCUCGCUGCUGCACAGCGGCUCGCAGUUCCGGGGCUACCAGAAGAGCAAAGGCAACUCCUACGACGUGGAGGUCGUCCUGCAGCAUGUGACCGUGGAAGACUCGUAUUUGUGUGGCUACCUGAAGAUAAAGGGUCUAACUGAGGAGUAUCCCACCCUCACAACAUUUUUUGCUGGAGAAAUUAUCAGUCAAAAGAGGCCUUUUUUAACCAGGAAGUGGGACGCAGACGAGGAUGUGGACAGAAAGCACUGGGGCAAGUUUCCACCUUUUUACAAAUAUGCCAAAAGCUUCAACUCGGACGACUUUGACUAUGAAGCACUGGACAACAGUGAUUAUGUCUUCAUGAGGUGGAAAGAGCAGUUUCUGGUUCCGGACCACACUAUCAAAGACAUCAGCGGUGCCUCCUUCGCAGGCUUCUACUACAUCUGCUUUCAGAAGUCCACAGCUACUAUCGAGGGCUACUAUUACCAUAGGAGCUCUGAAUGGUACCAGUCUCUUAUCUUAAACCAUGUUCAAGAGCACAGCGUGCCCAUUUAUGAAUUUCGGUGCGGCAACGUGACCCAGCCGUUUGUCACGGAGACGUACAGAUGUGUGGCCUCAUACGAGACCAAGGACACCAAGAACAAACCUUUCAAAGUGGCCCUGGAUGAAAAAGUGGACGUACUGAUAAAGGAUAAAGCAGGCUGGUGGCUCGUGGAGAACGAGGACAAAAACAUGGCCUGGUUCCCUGCCCCCUACCUGGAGAAGCUGGAGGAUGAGUACGAUGAAGAUGAAACCGAUGGGACUCCUGAAAGAGGAACGCUGUGCACUGCGAUCAAGAGCUACAAGGCCACUAAAGACGAUGAGCUGACUGUGCACAUCGGUACAAUGGUGGAGGUCCUGCAGAAGUCUGACAACGGCUGGUGGCUCAUCAGACACAAUGGUAAAGCAGGUUACAUCCCCUCCAUGUACCUGCAGCCCUACAGCCACCCUCACAUCCACAUGGCAGCCAACCAUCGAGACCGCCGCGCCUCCUCUGAGCUACCGGCCUCCUCCUCCUCCUCCUCCUCCUCCUUGAUGCUGGAACAGUCCCACCAGCUCAGCCUCUCUUCAGGAAACCUUCUGCAGCUUCCACCCGUCAGGUCCUCAACCCCCCGUCUGCUCCCACCAGCCGUGAUGCCGAGGUCUCGGUCUCGCUCUCUCGGCAUCCUGUCUGACCCACCUUGUGCUCAGCCAGCCCAGAGUACCUCUACCACCAACGUUGCCCCUGCAAAACACUUUCCUCCGCCCACCAUCAUGGUGCAAAUGGCCGGAGGGGAGGAGGAGGAGCGUGGCAGCAGCCUGAGAGCAGAGAGCGUGACGAGCUUUGGGAGCAGCAGCAGCGAAUUCAGCUGCAGCGACGACCUCAGUUCCUCCUCAGCAAGCUCGUCCUUCUUCAACCUGAGCCAGAGCGCCACUGGUGAUUGGCUGCGCCAGAGCCGUACGCCUCCACCCGGGAAGAGCAACGGCCUCAGCCCAACGUACGGCACUGAGGGGAAAAUGCUCCCCAGCGUCUCUGAUCCCAACAUUUACAAGGGGAGCUCCACGCCCAAGGUGCCGCCCAGGCCGCAGCCUCGGGAGAUCCUCACCCGCUGCACCACCAUCACCCGCAAGAACGCCGGCCGAGGCCUGCCACCCACACACACUGAGAUCCUGAGCCAGUGA
Messenger RNA from Limanda limanda (common dab), 2127 nucleotides. RefSeq names its product GID complex subunit 4 homolog (gene gid4). Gene Ontology annotation, molecular function: protein binding. Lineage: Eukaryota; Metazoa; Chordata; Actinopteri; Pleuronectiformes; Pleuronectidae. The coding region runs from base 304 to 2127 and encodes 607 amino acids. Gene Ontology annotation, biological process: protein catabolic process in the vacuole; protein targeting to vacuole; negative regulation of gluconeogenesis. The transcript has 11 exons. The record is from RefSeq and is a predicted model, not a curated record. Gene Ontology annotation, cellular component: GID complex; extrinsic component of membrane.